Colletotrichum orchidophilum is the source of this 213-nucleotide messenger RNA. RefSeq lists its product as uncharacterized. The transcript has a single exon. The coding region runs from base 1 to 213 and encodes 70 amino acids. The record is from RefSeq and is a predicted model, not a curated record. Lineage: Eukaryota; Fungi; Ascomycota; Sordariomycetes; Glomerellales; Glomerellaceae.
AUGCAUCUCCCCAGUUUCCUCAUCGCCGCCAUCCUUCUUCGUCUGGGUGCCAUGGCCGACGCAGCCGCCGUGCCCGGCCCCGCCGCUGCCAUCGCACCCGACGCCGUUGUCGUCAAACCACCCCCAUACACCCCUCCACGACCAGACAUGAAAUGGGGUGUAAGGAAACAAUUCUCCACAUCACCCAACACGCAGACGCACAGAAUCAACUGA